AAGCAGAAGACACACUCUACAAAACUUCGAGCAAGCGCUAUCGCUAUGUGUUUGCAUAGUAACAUCUUUGAAAAUUUCUUGUCGCUGUUCUCAACUGCUCUCUACUCUUCCUCUUUAUUUUGACAAUCCUCAAAACACAACUCUGAGUCAGAUGCCCUAAGACUCCCUCCGUACGGGCAGGUUAAAAGCCGUGUUCGCAGUUCGCUCGCGCGUACAAGAAUCACGUGGUGGCAGUGGUGGCCACCCACGUUUGUGGGUAAACAAGGAACCAAAGAAGACAGAAAAUAUUUGAGCGUGUGCGGGGAGCGGUAGGAGUCGGGCGAGUAUACACGUUCGUCGUUGUCUCAGUCGUUGUGCUUGUGACUUUUGGUGCCGUCGCCUCGUCAAGGAGGGCCGGCCAUAUUCGCGCCGUGUUGUGUGUGAGUGCAGAAAACACAGUAAAAAGGCAAAAAGGGCUCUGGCUCUCUUCCGUCUCGUGCUCGACCACGAUGUCCACGUACUCUCGAACCCAGGAAAGCGACGCGUGGGCCCUUUUGGCUCUCAAAUCUGCGCCGGCAAGUCCCACGAAGAUGCAGUUCCAUCACCAAGAUGCACCGAUUGCAAGACUCGAGGGUCGCGAAUUCGAGUACAUGGUGCGUCAGCGGCGAAUAACCAUCGGACGUAACAGCAGUAAGGGCCAAGUGGACGUCAAUGUGGGCCAUUCUAAUUUCAUCUCCAGGCGCCACCUCGAGGUCUACUACGACCAUCCUUACUUUUUCAUGACCUGCAACGGGAAAAACGGGGUCUUCGUGGAUGGGGUUUUCCAGCGCAAGGGAGCACCCGCUUUUCAACUGCCAAAGACGUGCACAUUCAGAUUUCCGAGUACAAACAUAAGGCUUGUCUUUCAAUCUCUGGUGGACGAACAGGAACAAGGCAAUGUCCGCGUGCCGUCUCCUCCAAGGCAAAGAGCUCCACUUCCACCUCUUCGCAUAAAUAUCCCCGACACGGGUUACAGCAGUCCAUUCCCAUCUCCCACGGGGACAAUCAGUGCUGCCAAUUCUUGUCCAGCGAGUCCGCGUGCUGGACAAGGCAGGAGAAAUAUAUCCGCGGACCUGCAGAUGGUCGCAGCUUAUGCCGCAGCAGUCGCAAAUGACCCACAAAAUUCCGGGAUCGAGAGACACGAGGGUGGACAAAGUACAAGCAGGCAGAUGAGCCCGGAACCUGGAGCGGAACCACGUUAUCGAGGCGGAGGAGGCGGAAGCUCGGGUGCAAAUGGAACUUCCGCUCGUUAUAGCCCCCCAAAAGAUGACUCGAAGCCACCUUAUUCCUAUGCCCAACUCAUUGUCCAAGCGAUAGCCUCUGCUCAGGACAAGCAGCUUACGUUGUCAGGCAUUUACUCUUACAUCACCAAGAAUUAUCCGUAUUACCGAACAGCCGACAAGGGCUGGCAAAAUUCGAUUAGACACAACUUGUCCCUGAAUCGCUACUUUAUCAAAGUACCGAGGAGUCAGGAGGAACCGGGAAAAGGUUCCUUCUGGAGGAUAGAUCCCCAGUCAGAGGCAAAACUUAUCGAACAGGCAUUUAGACGAAGAAGACAGCGAGGCGUUCCUUGCUUCCGAGCACCUUUUGGAUUAUCUUCCAGGAGCGCACCAGCAUCUCCUUCACAUGUUGGAAUCAGCGGCUUGAUGACGCCCGAGUGUCUCAGUAGAGAAGGUUCACCUGGACCGGAAUCCUAUCCGGACAGCUCAGUUCCAUCUCCGGCUGGACAACUUACGAGUCAAUCCGCUCCGGGAUCUCCUGGCCAUCCUUAUGUUCCGCCUCCUCAUAAGGGUAGGCUGAUGCAACAAAUUACAGUCGUUACUAAUGGCGUCAAUAACGAUUCUGCUAGGGAAGGUAAUGCAUUUCACGAUUUUAUGGAUCAUAAGAUAUCUUUAUCAGCAUUUUUGACUUUUAUUCUGGGGAUUUGCUUUGCAGAUAAGUACUUGGUGCCUGGGAACGUAGUGGAAGAGCAUUCAUUGUCUCCGGCUGGGCAAUAUAGUCCAGCGCCUGUUAUUGUACAAACGACUUAUAAUUACAGCGGGAGCUUCAUUGGUCCUGACGCAGGCGUCGGGGUGGGCAAACGUGCUCAUGAGGAGCCAGACAGCUCGCCAGGUUCACCGGCACCACUAGCAAUUGUUGAGAGUCCUGAGCCACCCGAGCAUCAACAGUCGCAGUCGAAACGUCAACGCGUUCACGAUUCAGAUGAUCACUGAACUGUUCCCCUAGACUUUUUCUAUGUAGGAUAUUGUUAUAUUAAUUCACGUAUCGUCCGAUGAAUCGUCCGCUUUUCUUCCACUCGAUAUUGCAGACUACAAUCUUCUAAUCUCUACAAAAUUGUUUCACAGACUCACUUUCUUCACUUCUAGCAAUCUAAUCAAUAGAACUUGUUUUUUUAUAGAAUGUUAAAUGUACCCAAAGUUGGCAAAAAUUUCGAGUUUUGCACUACAUUCUCUACUCUAGAAAAGAAAAGAAAAGAAAAAUAUGUCUGCCCUUGAAAGAAAAGCGAGGGAUUCAUCGCGAGUAUUGCGUAGAGCCCUUACCCACGAUUAUUCUCUGCAAGCGAUCAAGUUGUUAUAAAAAAAAUCAUAACUCCUGAAGUCGGUUUCACGUGCAUGUGAUGUUUACCGAAACAUUUACACAUUCAGACACAUUCACAUCAAACUCUCAUCCCCCUUUUCCUGGCGCUGUGCUCGUUGGAAAUUUCGCGCUUAAACUAGACUUAGAUCUUAGUUUGAGGCGCGAAGUCAUCUUGUCAAUACGAGUGAAAACGUAGUAGUUAUGUGCACGGUGAACUAUUCAUAGCGCUUGUCGACCGUUUAUAGACUCUGUUAGCUCAAUCUGGUUUACCGGAAUGGUGUACCCAGACGCACUGACGAAAGACUCGCAGAUGCUUCUUUUGGUCUCGCGGGACUCUUAUUUUAGCGCUGCUUUCACUCGCAAAUUUUAAGAGCCUCGUACAAAAAUCCCUUCUCUCAUUUAAAAUUCAUGGAUUUUAAACGGCAGAAUUUCCCUCCGGAUUUUCGUCGCUCCCGCUUCAAACAUUUUUUUUCGGACGAUUCCGAAAGAACAUAGACCCCCGCUUUCUCGUUCAUUUUAUGACCAAUUUUAAGGUUUCCAGUUGGUGCCAACGUUUUCAUAAUGUGCCUGUCUGCUCAGCAACACGAGAAAUUAAUUUUUAUCUGUGCUCACGAAAAAGCGUCAUAUUUAUUUUUCUUAGGUUCUCUUGAAAAGAGGUAAACUAGUUUAGUAUGGAAAUUUGUUUUUGGCAAAGAUAUUACCAAAAAAUGGAAAAAUUGAAGAAAAAAAGAAAAGAAAACGAAAAGAGAAAAUAUAUUUUGUAUUUCGCAGACAACGCUUGCUCAGAGGCGACUCUUCAACAACGUGAAUCACAUUUUCGAAUGUAUUGAUAAUUGGUUGAUUCCUGACACCAAACGUUAUCUAGGUCUCUAGAUAAUCUGCCAAACAUUUAGACUUGAAACAGUUUUUUUGGCUUUUAAUAAAUAAGUCCAACGUGACACACAAGUUAGUAAUUUCAGAAAAAGAAUUCGCUUGUACGAUGUACCUCACCCAGUGUUCUAGUUUUCAUUUACGCGCUAAACGAUCAAACUUAUUUACACUAGACAGAAUCGUGAACUCGGUGAAAUUUUUUGUGAUUUCUGACAACAUGGGGAUGAGACAUUUGCGUGACUUUUUUGCCAAGUGAACUUGUUAAAUGUUGAGAAUUUUCUUUCUCAGCUCGGAAACUAGCCAGUUUUUUACCUCAAGGUAUAAACUUAAUUGAAGUGUUUUAAAGAAAAAUAUUUUCAAAUCAACGACAGUUUUAUAAAUCUUUUAAGAGGUGAACAUUUGAUACUUUGGCAGAAGAAAUCAGUUGCAAAUGUGCGAGAAAAUGUCAUGACCGGAGAAAAGGAUCAAGUUUCAAUUCGAGUCAACGAACUUGUUCGAAAUUCUCACUUCUGACCAAAGUCCUGAAUCCCCGAUCCCGAUGUUUUUCGAUAUUUCCUAAUUGUACUAUAUAGAAAUAAAAAUAUAUACUUAUAUAUACACACACUCAGUUGUGUGCGUGUGUGUGUCAAUGAUUAUAUAUUUACAUAUAUAUAUUAUAUUAUAUAUAAAAAAUAUAUAUUAUGAAUAUUAGGUUUAAAAAAAUAGGGAGCUUCAAGUGCUCCCUCUUAUACUAGGUCCCGAGAGAGUGAAAGAGAAAAACGGAAGCUUCGAGCUUUGUUCCCUUUUUCUCUUCUCCCCCCCUACUUCCUGAAUCAAUGGAAGACCUCAGGAAGCGAUAUUUAAAAAAACGUGCGACGCAUUGUCGUGUAUUAUAAUGUUAUAAUUUUUCGCAGGCAAACAGGCCUUGAUCGAGUUUUUUUUUGUAGAAAAAUUUAUAAUGCGCUAAGCGAACUAUAUUUUUAUGACAAGGAGAAAAGUCACGAAGAGGAAAGUGCGCUCGAUGAAGCGCAAAUUGUAUAAUUAUCUAAAGUUUAAUAAUUUAUGUUAACUGUGUAACGUAUAAGGAUCGGCUGCUGAUUAUGAUCUCCGAUUAUUGUUCUAAUAAAAGUCGAAGCCGAUCGCUGUCGGUCCUCCAUUUUUACGAAGACGGUGUUGAAUUCGAAUACUUACUAACUUUGACAAUUCUAAUCUAAAAAGAGUUUCGGGAAAUGCGAUUUUCCCACCGUCAACUGGGAAAUUCGCGUUUCUUCUAUAGGAAGCGUCAGUAUUUAAUUUGAAACAAAGGGAAAUAAUUGUUUAUAUUUUAUACGUGGAUGAAGCGACAAGUUGCGUGAAUGCCGCGAGAGUUUAAUGAAGAAAGAAAUUGACAUGUAACAGGAAGCAAGAUUGUACUAUUUGAUUAAGAUUACUACUCAAUUAAUUGCAUUGUUACAUUGCUUCGUUAAAUAUACAGAAAAACAAAUGUAACGGCGCUUGUACAAAAGAAAAGCAAAGUUUUACGAUUAAGUUAUGCGAUCAACCUGAAAAAAGAAAAAAAAACGACAACAAAAGAUCGACAUUGUAAAUCUGUUAGCCUGUGAAAUGAGGGACGGGAUUGCAGAAAUCUGUGUUGUAUUUUUAAAGGAAAUGUCAAUUUGUAGGUACAGUUUCCUUUAAAAGUAGGACAAGUUUGGUAGAAUAUAAAAUUAGAAGAACAUCUCGAGGAUUCGAUUUGAUCCGGUUCUUUUCUAUAUUUCGAAUUUCUCUAGUGUAUUCAGAGUUUCGUCCUGUGUGACAAAUAUUCGGUCGUGGAAUAUUGUUUCACGAUAGAAUUGUGAAGAACACUUUGAGAGACAAUUUGUGUAGCAACCAUACGUUAUCACUCGUUUGUAACAACACCAUUUUGUGGGAGAUCUAUCUCUCCGGCAAACUGCUGAGAUGCAAGCAAAUAAAUUACACAAAUCACGAACAAUUGAUGAAAGAGAAUGAAUAUUUAUUGGUUUUUUUUUCGCAGUUUAUUCAUUUGGAGUUGCUUUAUUGUUGCUAUUGCAAAGAGGCCGUAGACCACAAGCGCGAAAUUAUGAGUGAAUGAGUGAAAGGAAGAGUUGAAAGGAAGUAAGGAGAGUGGAACAUGGCUAGAACUGUUAAAAACUUGUGUGAAAGGAUUGAAUGAACGAGAGAGUGGCGACGAGGUAGAAUAACGAAGCUAGUAUUCAUUGUGGGCUUUCGGAAAAAAUUGAAGAAAAUAUAUGGAUUCCGGAUUAAAAAAAAAAAA
Molecule: messenger RNA, 5719 nt
Organism: Belonocnema kinseyi
Lineage: Eukaryota; Metazoa; Arthropoda; Insecta; Hymenoptera; Cynipidae
Gene: FoxK
Product: forkhead box protein K1
Exons: 4
Coding region: 489-2231 (580 amino acids)
Biological process (GO): regulation of transcription by RNA polymerase II
Molecular function (GO): DNA-binding transcription factor activity, RNA polymerase II-specific; protein binding; RNA polymerase II cis-regulatory region sequence-specific DNA binding
Source: RefSeq, a predicted model, not a curated record